AACAAAUUUUCGUAGGCUACGAUUUUCCCUGAGUUUCCCAUUCUACCCCUCCGACCGACACGUUUCCCUCUUUCUCGCCCGACGCCACCGACCACUCUCUCCCCACUCACCCCCGCUCUCUCUCCCUCGCGUGCGACGCCCCCGCUUGCCUCUCUCUCGCGCGCGACGCCGGCCACCAGGCGCCUCUCUCUCUCGCGCGCGACGCCGCUCUCUCCCCGUUGAUGCUCCCUCUCUCUCCCUCUCGCCGGCGUCUUGCUCCGCAUCGCCGCUCACCGCUCCCCACCACACAAAGCUGCCAUUUUUAUUUGUCGGCGACGGCUGCUGGGCGAGGAGGAGCUGGAUCCACAUGCGCUGGUCCUCGAUCUGCUUGUGGAUAGGCGUGAGGAGUCGCUGAAGCGGAGCCCAAGCGGCACCGGCGCGGGCGUGAAGACGACGACGGGAGGAUCUGGAGCCCGAGCGGGAGGAUCUGGAGCCGCAUCUCAAGUACUCCGGCGACACAACGGCGCUUGAUGUGGAGCCCCACCGGCGCCGCUGCCGGUGGUGGGGCACCAGUUCUGCGCGCCCUACGUGGUGCCGCUGACGGUGACCAAGAAGGCGCUCAGCCUCUCCGACGGCGACUUCGCCAUCACCGAUGCCAACGGCGCCGUCGUGCUCAAGGUCAAGGGCGCCAUCUUCAGCAUCCGGAGCUGCCGCACCAUCCACGACGGCGCUGGGAUGCCCCUCCUAACCAUGCAAGAAAAGAUUGUUUUAAAGAAGGGCUAUUGAAAAAAGAUGUGUGAGGGCAUCAGUCACUCUCAUGCCGGCAUGCCGCACUUUCAGCUAGCAGGUGAAAGAGACCCUCUUAUGGGAAUAAUGGAGUACAGAAAUGAUAGUGGGUUCAAAGUAAGGCUGAGAGGGAGUAAUGGGCGAGGAGAUGAACCUAGGAGAGCAAAAUUGAGAACUCCAGCUAAAGCAGCUCCUGCCCAGCGGCGAGGACUUCAGCGGCAGCAGCACCUGUGCAUGGGGAGGAACAGCCCUUGGGCGCGCGUAGGCAGCAGCUCGCCUCCACUAGCGGGCGGCAGCAGAGCACCAGCUCGCCUCCACCAGCGGCCGGCAGUAGAUCAGCACCUCGUCUCCACCAGCGGGCGGCAGCAGAGCACCACCUGGGCGCGCGGGGGCCGGGAGGAGCCCCUGGCGUGGGAGAGGAGCGCGGGGGUGGAGGGCAGGUGGCGGAGCCGCGGAGGCGGAGGUGGAGUGCCGGGGCGGAGGUGGAGGGCGGGUGGCAGAGCCGCGGAGGCGGAGGUGGAGUGCCGGGGCGGAGGCGGAGGUGGAAGACGCUGAGGAAGAUGACGGACAGAUUCAAAGUUUGAACUGGGGGCAUAAAGGUCCAUUUGCCCAUUUUCACCUGGUCGGAACAUAUUCCCCAGCGACAUACAUUUCGGAACAGAGGGAG
This is a messenger RNA of Triticum aestivum (bread wheat), 1432 nucleotides long. RefSeq lists its product as uncharacterized. NCBI's taxonomy places the organism in Eukaryota, Viridiplantae, Streptophyta, Magnoliopsida, Poales, Poaceae. The record is from RefSeq and is a predicted model, not a curated record. The coding region runs from base 772 to 1320 and encodes 182 amino acids. The transcript has 4 exons.